AUGGCGCCAAAAGAAGAUAGGAAAGACCCGGCUUGGGCUUACUCUUCAAGAGUUAGCGAGACCAACAAGAUGGCCAUUAGAUGUUUUUUUUGUGAUAAGAUUUCAAAUGGGGGAAUCUAUCGUCAAAAAGCGCAUCUAAUCGGUGGUGAUCCAAAUGUCGCAUCUUGUCCUAAAGUUCCGGGGCAUGUGAAGGAAGAAUUGAAAGCAUACCUUCAAAAAAAAAAAGAGUUAAAGACUCAAAUGAUUCAUGAACAAGAACUUUAUAAUCUUGAUGAUGAUGAUGAUGAAACAGAAGAAGGUGACGAUGCUUCGUCACAAAAGCGGGGAAGGAUGCUUCCACCAAUGUCUUCUAGUAGUGGAUCUACUGGCAAGACCAAAGGUCCUAUGGAUUGUUACUUCCCGCAAAAAUCUGGAGAUAAGGGAGGAAAAAGUGGUAAUCUUCAAAUUGAUGCCAAAGCGAUUUUGAGGGAUCGUGCAGUUACAAUGUUUGCGCGGUGGAUGUAUGAUGCAGGUCUUCCUUUUAUUUGUGUUAAUUAUACUGACACUUUUGCUGCUUUUAUUGAGGCCGUAGGCCAAUAUGGUCCAGGAAUGAAGCCUCCAACUUAUUAUGAAGUUAGAGGGCCAUAUAUAAAAAAAGAGGUGGCAGAGGUUGAACAAAAUUGUGGAGGAACACAAAGGAAGCUGUUUCUUGAGUCCGUUGAUGCAAGCGACUCUUCGACUGAUUCAACCAAAAUGUACUCUUUGUUCAAGAGUACAAUAGACUCUAUUGGAGCAAAAAAUGUUGUUCAAGUUGUCACGGACAACACCGGUGAAAAUGUUAAAGCCGGUGAUUUAAUGUCUGCUGGGUACCCGCAUAUCUAUUGCACUCCGUGUGCAACACAUUCCAUUAAUUUGAUCUUCGGUGACAUUUUCAAGGAAAGACCCUUCAGUACAGUCUUUAAUCAGGCAAUUAGAGUGCACUCCUAUAUUGUUCAAAGGCCUUUGUUAUUGAACAUGAUGAAGAGAUUCACUAAACAAAGAAGCUUGGUGAAACCUGCAAAGACAAGAUUUGCUACUGCUUUCUUGACUUUGCGUAGGAUGUAUGAGCAAAAAAUCAAUUUGAAGUUGUUCUUUGUUUCAGAUGAGUAA
Messenger RNA from Nicotiana attenuata, 1128 nucleotides. RefSeq lists its product as uncharacterized. The coding region runs from base 1 to 1128 and encodes 375 amino acids. Lineage: Eukaryota; Viridiplantae; Streptophyta; Magnoliopsida; Solanales; Solanaceae. The transcript has 2 exons. The record is from RefSeq and is a predicted model, not a curated record.